AUGUCGAGCUCAAGACAGUUACUCAAGAGGGUCUCGCUAGUUCCUCAACAUUUGAACCUCAGCAGUCGAUUCGCCUCUUCGGAAUCGUCCUCAUCGUUAAAUUCGAUCCGAGAGGCGAUCAAGAACGAUGGCCUGACCUUCCAGGACUUCGUGGCCGCCGGAACCCAGGACAUUACCGUCCAGUCCUCAGACCUGCUCGGCUCACUCACGCCGACUAAACGGCUUCCAAGAUUCUUGAAGACCGAUAUACCUACCUCUGCCUCGUUCAACUCUAUCAAGAAAGACCUCCGCGGACUCGGCCUGCACACCGUUUGCGAGGAGGCUCGAUGUCCGAACAUCGGCCAAUGUUGGGGUGGUGAUAAGGGAGAAGCAACGGCUACAAUCAUGCUCAUGGGCGACACCUGUACAAGAGCUUGUAGGUUCUGCGCAAUCAAAACUUCUAAUCGCCCUCCUCCACUCGAUCCCAAUGAACCCGAACGUACGGCAGAAGCCAUAAGCAAGUGGGGAGUGGGAUAUAUCGUCAUGACAAGUGUUGAUAGAGAUGAUUUGCCGGAUGGGGGUGCCUCUCACAUCGCAAAAACGAUACAGCAAGUCAAGGCGAAAGCGCCUCACAUCUUACUCGAAGCAUUGACGCCCGAUUUUGCCGGGCCCAACCAACGAGCCUCGACCUCAUGCGUGGCCAACUCAGGCCUGGACGUCUUCGCUCAUAACAUGGAAACCGUUGAAAGGCUCACGCCCUCUGUCCGUGACCGGCGCGCACACUUCCACCAAUCCCUGGAUACUCUAAGAUGGGCGAAAGAGACUGGGCCGGCAGGUUUGAUCACAAAGACUAGCUUGAUGCUGGGUGUUGGGGAGGAGGAUGACGAGGUGGUCAUGACCCUCAAAGAGCUGAGGAAGAACUCGGUUGACGUGGUGACCUUUGGCCAAUACAUGCGCCCAACCAAGCGACACAUGAAGGUCGACAGCUACAUCACCCCCGCCAAGUUCGAGUACUGGAAGACGGUGGCCGAACAGAUGGGUUUCCUGUACGUCGCUAGCGGACCGCUCGUCAGGAGCAGCUUCAAAGCGAAUGAAUUGCUCAAAAGCUCGCUGGGCAAACGCCUCUUGAAGAAAGAGUAA
Puccinia triticina is the source of this 1119-nucleotide messenger RNA. RefSeq lists its product as uncharacterized. The record is from RefSeq and is a predicted model, not a curated record. NCBI's taxonomy places the organism in Eukaryota, Fungi, Basidiomycota, Pucciniomycetes, Pucciniales, Pucciniaceae. Gene Ontology annotation, cellular component: mitochondrion. Gene Ontology annotation, biological process: lipoate biosynthetic process. The transcript is spliced from 6 exons. The coding region runs from base 1 to 1119 and encodes 372 amino acids. Gene Ontology annotation, molecular function: lipoate synthase activity; 4 iron, 4 sulfur cluster binding.